CAAUGUGCUUGUCCCAACUGAGUGAGAGGGUAUUUAUAAGGUUAGGUUUUUAUAGUUUUGACUAGAACUGGAUGCAGAUAAGAGUUUGGGUAAGGUUACGGUUUGGUCAUAUAUCUGUAUUACAAGUCCUCACAGGACCCAAAAACGGUGUUUGUCAGAAGGAGAGAGAGGGUGAGAAAAGAGAGCGAGAGUGAGAGUGCGUGUAUUUUUAUGUGUGCACACCCAGUGUCCACGGUACAGUGUUGAGGACGGAAGUCAGAGCAGCAGGACUUCCCUCUGGUUACCAAUAAUAUAAUUCAUUCUAGCAGGAGACAGUGUGUGUUGGAGACAUGUCGACGGCAUACAAAAACAGAAUACAGGAGUUCAAAGUGGCCUUGAGUGAAGACAACAUAAACUUGAAAACACUAAGGGAGCUGUGUUUCAAUGGAAUUCCAUUUGAGGGUGGCAUAAGAGCACUUUGUUGGAAGAUCCUUCUUAAUUACCUACCUCUAGACCAGACACUAUGGGAGUCAUUCCUCAAAAAGCAGAGGGAUGUGUACUCUCAGUUCUUGAAGGAGAUGAUCAUACAGCCGGGUAUUGCCAAAGCCAACCUGGGAUUUUCCAGAGAAGAUGUCACCAUGGAGGACCAUCCUCUGAAUCCAAACCCUGAAAGCAGAUGGAACACCUACUUUAAAGAUAAUGAGAUUCUUCUCCAAAUUGACAAGGAUGUCAGGCGGCUCUACCCAGACAUGGCUUUCUUCCAGCGUCCCACUGACUACCCCUGCCAGCUCAUCCUGGAUCCUCAGAACGACUACGAGACUCUCCGUCGGCGAGUCGAACAAACCACUCUGAAAUCUCAGACUGUAAACCGCAACCGCAGUGGAGUCACCAACGUCAGCUCACCGGGAAAAUCCCUGAACCUGUAUCCAUCUAAUGAGUACGCAGUACUGCCCAGUGGAAGUGAAGCUCACUGGGAGGUGGUGGAGCGCAUCCUCUUCAUCUACGCCAAACUCAACCCAGGCAUCGCCUAUGUGCAAGGCAUGAACGAGAUAGUGGGGCCAAUUUACUACACCUUUGCCACGGAUCCCAACAAUCAGUGGAACGAGCACGCUGAGGCAGACACGUUCUUUUGCUUCACCAACCUGAUGUCAGAGAACAGAGACAAUUUCAUCAAGAGCUUGGAUGACUCCCAGUGCGGCAUCACCUACAAAAUGGAAAGUGUGUACUCCAUGCUCAAAGGCAAAGACAUGGAGCUUUACCUGAAACUGGAAGAGCAGAAUAUCAAACCUCAGUACUUCACAUUCCGCUGGUUGACCCUGUUGUUGUCUCAGGAGUUCCUCCUGCCGGACGUUAUCCGUAUCUGGGACACGCUGUUUUCCGAUGUGGACCGAUUUCACUUCCUCAUCGUGGUCUGCUGCGCCAUGCUCAUACUCAUCAAAGAAAAUUUACUGGCUGGAGAUUUUACAGUCAACAUGAGGUUACUGCAGGACUAUCCCAUCACCGAUGUCCACACGAUCCUGACCAAGGCCAAAGAACUGCAGGACAACUCCUAACCUGUCCCCUUUGUCUGUGGAGUGGUAGGCUGGAGCGAGAAGGUCAAUCAUGUCAGACUUGAUGAUUCCUGGGAGGAGACUGGACACCUAUAUUUGUAAAAACGGCUCCUUGCUCCUUUUUAAAAACAGUAAGAGACAUGGGGCCAGCAGGGGGUGCAGCGAAAAACCCAGAAUAUACUACAUGCUUUAACUGUUGCUUACUUGG
Cynoglossus semilaevis (tongue sole) is the source of this 1737-nucleotide messenger RNA. RefSeq names its product TBC1 domain family, member 13 (gene tbc1d13). NCBI's taxonomy places the organism in Eukaryota, Metazoa, Chordata, Actinopteri, Pleuronectiformes, Cynoglossidae. Bases 330 to 1532 code for a protein of 400 amino acids. Gene Ontology annotation, molecular function: GTPase activator activity. The transcript is spliced from 12 exons. Gene Ontology annotation, biological process: activation of GTPase activity; intracellular protein transport. The record is from RefSeq and is a predicted model, not a curated record.